UAAAAUAACUAAAAACAAUGGUUGUCGAAGUAUGUUCUUCAUCAUUGUUGACACACUCGCACUGGUACGGUUUCCAUAGAGAGUCCUCGGAGGUUAACGAUGGCCACCAAGGGAGGCGGCAGCGGCAGAGGGGAAGGAGGAGCCAAAGAGCUAGCAGCUCAGAUUAGCAAAACCCUAAAAGAAGGUGAAAAACUCCUCGCUCCAACCCGACGACCCGACGGCACUCUACGCAAGCCCAUUCGAAUUAGGGCUGGUUUCGUCCCUCAAGAUGAAGUUGCUGUUUACAAAUCCAAAGGCUCUAAGUUGAAGGAGGAAACUGUGCCUCCUGGUUAUGAUCCCGAACAAGAUGUCGUCACCAAACCUAAAUCCAAAUCAGCUAAGAGAAAUGAGCGAAAGAAGGAGAAGCGCUUGCAGGUAUCGUUAUCAGAUCCCCCAUUUCACAUGUUCUUUUGUUUGCGUUUCCUGCCGGAUUUUCAUACGUGUUUAUUUGAUUCCGAUCAGGGUAAAAAUGAAGCUUCAUCUACUGGAGACGAAGAACAAGCAUUGGAAUCCGUUGAGUCGAUUGCGUCCCACAUAAACGAGAUCACGAUUUCUGGAAAUCCAUGUGUUCCUACUACUACUCCUCCCUCAACUUCAAUGGAAUCUUCAGCUACAACGGAGCAUGUUCCUGAUAUUGAUAAACGAAUUCGUGCACUGAAGAAGAAGAUCCGAUUGAUGGAGGCUCAACAACAGAAAGCAGGGCAUGAUCAUGAUCUGAAACAAGAACAAGUGGAGAAGGCUGCUAAAUUGGAAGAUUGGAGGAGAGAAUUGAAACUUUUGCAGGAAACUUCUCAGGGAUCUUUAUAAAGGCAUUUUUGUUGGGAUCAUAAAGAUCGAAGGAAGCCUCAUGGAACAUCACAACAAGAUCCCUUCAUCUCAAAUUAGGUAGAGAAUCAUGACACAAAAGCUAGUCUCUUUAUGAUUUUGUGUCUUUAGUUUUACAUGAUCAUGUAGAUCUUGUUUAUUUUUCUGUUUAAGAUGUUUUCUUCAUAGUUGUUUUUUUACUUUUAGAAAAAUAUGAUCACUAUUUAAGAAGUUAAAAGAUUAUUCAAUCAUUGAUGUGUUUAUCAAAAUCACUAUUUUGAACCCAA
This is a messenger RNA of Lactuca sativa (garden lettuce), 1130 nucleotides long. Its product is annotated as partner of Y14 and mago. Gene Ontology annotation, biological process: exon-exon junction complex disassembly. Gene Ontology annotation, molecular function: RNA binding. The record is from RefSeq and is a predicted model, not a curated record. Gene Ontology annotation, cellular component: exon-exon junction complex; cytoplasm. Lineage: Eukaryota; Viridiplantae; Streptophyta; Magnoliopsida; Asterales; Asteraceae.